AGGACAAAAGAUCGAAUGUAAUGAAAGACUCUGAAGAGGCAUCUAUAUUAGAAUGCAUGUCAAUUGGAAAUUCUGUUAUAGAAGAUAUUCAGACACAUGAAAGAAUUACUGUGAACAAAGAUGAUCAUGUAAAGAUUCGUGCAGACGUGGAAGCCGCUAAGUGCAGCAUCGGUGUACUAGAGGCCCCGUCUAAGGAUGAAGGCAAAUACGAGGUAAGGACAUAUAAUGCGGCUAGUGAGACUAAGAUCGACUGCGACGUUCCUGACAAGGUUAAGCCCGUACUCCAGGAGCCAAGAGAAACCGAAUCGCCAUCUAUAUUCGAAAAAUCAAAAGAACUGGAACUGCUGCCUGUAAUUGAAGGGGAGGUUCAAGAGCCAAAACCAACACCAGUGCUUAUACAGGUAAAGGAAUUAGAACUACCACCCAUCCAAGAUAUGGAACUAAAAGGACCAGAAUUACCGCUUGUCCGAGAUUUAGAGCCGAGAACACCAAGGAUACAACUACCACUUAAGGAUCUUUCCAUCGUUGAGGGUGCAAGUACUAGGUUGGACUGUAUCAUCGUUGGACAGCCCGAGCCGGAGGUUAUUUGGUAUCACGAUGACAGACCAGUUAAGGAAUCGGCAGAUUUCCAACUGCUCUUCCAAGGUGAUAGAUGUUCUUUAGUGAUGCAUGAAGCUUUCCUUGACGAUGCUGGUAUUUACAAAGUCGUCGCGAUUAAUGCUGGCGGAGAAGCGUCAAGUGAAUGCACCUUAUCGAUCACUCCAAGAGCAGUGGAAGCUACUGAAAGUUCCCCAAAGUUCGUCAAAUUAUUAACUGAUCUCCUGAUAGCGGAAGGAGAGGAAACCGUUUUCGAGUGCGAAGUAAUCGGUGAGCCGAAACCCGCGGUUAUUUGGCAAUUGAAUAGCGAUACAAUCAUUGAAAAUGAGCGCGUUAAGAUUUUUAUCGACGAGAAUGGCCGUAACAUCCUCAGGAUUUCACCGACGACCCCCGAGGACAAGGGCAAUUACACGGCCAAGGCAACGAAUCGUGUGGGUGAAGCGAAAUCAUUUGCCAAGCUCGUUGUCAAGGUUCUCGGCGACUUCCAGCGUAAAGAUGAUGUUGUACAGAUGGAGGAAAAAUUCGUGCCACCGUACUUCAAAGAGAAAUUCGAGAGCAGGACGGUGCCAGAAGGAAUCACGACUAAAUUUGAGUGCAUUGUUAUUGGCAAGCCCGCUCCUAAGAUUCAAUGGUUAUUUAACGACCGACCAGUUCAUGGAAAAGAUUUUCUAGUUUCUGUUAGCGGCGAUCGUCAAGUAUUGACUAUUCCAGAAGUAGCUGAUGUUCAUAGAGGCAACAUUUCUUGCAUUGCGGAAAAUGCAGCUGGAAAAGUCACAUGCGAGGCAACAAUCGAAGUUGGUGGUGGGAUUACAGCAGUAGAGGGGAAUAUCGAAACAAUCCAAGUACCCGACGCAACUACCGAAAUGCAGGCCUCUAGUAAUAGCCACAAAUACUUCACAAGCGAGAAGACGACGGAUGAAGGUGGUCUGAGUGAUAGUCAGACGUUGACAAAAACUUCCUCAUCGAUAACGGAAUCCUCCACAAUGCACAGUACAAUGAAGAAGGAAUACGUUACAACCACUAGCUCCUCCAAACUUUCCAGUUGCCCUUUAAAUCCAACAAAUUUGUGCAUGAAAAAAACAACACAUAGCUCCGAGAACUCCAAUGCAUAUAACGGGGCAGCACCCGUCGUGCAGUCACAAAAAAUUGAAGAAUACGAACGAAUUGUACAAGAUGCACCGGGUGAAAUCCGACAAGAAAAAACGAUUAUUGUCACUCAAGAUUCAGGAGGCACAAAGCAAAGGGAAUGUAAACAUCAAAUACAAGUACAAAAACCUUGUAGAAAACAGACUGCUCCACGUUUUGUUACACCUAUCACUGGAAUGAUAGUUGAUCAAGGGUCAAAUAUUGUGCUUGAAGGAAUUGUUGAUGGGUUUCCACAACCGGUAAUUACUUGGGCUAAGAACGGACAAGAAUUACUGUCAAAGAAUGGUUUUAAAGUAAGCUAUGACCAUAAUCACGUAAAGUUAGAAAUAAGAGAUGUAACUGUUAAAGAUGCUGGUAGAUAUACGUGUACAGCUAGAAAUGAUGUAGGUAAUUCGAGCAGUACAGCAGAUCUGGUUGUGAAAAAGACUAUUUUUCCACCUGUAUUUGGUAGAAGACUUCAAGCACAAGUAGUGAAAAAAGGAGAUAGAGUAAUUAUGGAAGUUGAAAUUACAGGUACACCAGAACCGACCGUUACGUGGUAUAAAGAUGACGAACCUCUUAUUAAAUCGGAAUUUAGAAUGAAACAACAGGGAAAUUGUUAUUUCUUACUUAUUGAUAAAGCGGAGAAGGAUCAUGCAGGAAAAUACAUGGUUCAAGCAACAAAUGCUGGUGGAGAGGCGCAAAGUAUUGCUGAUUUUGCUGUAUUUGAGCCAACUCCUGAUACAAUGGUUGAAAUGCACAAGACUUUAGUUUAUGAAAAUGUCCAAGAUAAAAAUGCCAGAAAGCUUUGUUGCGGACAGCCAACUGAGAUACCUGGCGCAAAUCUAACUACGGAACAAAUCACAACAACAAUGAUUCAGCCAAGUGCUGAAAUAAAAACACCAUUCCCUUCCACAUCCUCGUCUUCCACGAUCCGAACUAUUAAAUCCGAAGUAACGGAUGAAUCUCAAAAGGUAUCCCGGUCAGAAAUGAUAUCGUCUUCUAUUGAAUCGCAUAGAAGUGAAACAAAGUCAGAGCAAAAGUUUCAUAUGAAACUUGAACAUAAGCCAGCACCAUUUGAUGCUUCGCAAAAAGAUGAACAAAUACAACUUAAUAAUAGUAAUUAUAAUAUUAUUGAUGGAAAAUCCGAAAUAAUAGAAAAUGAAAAUAUCGAAACAUCAUCUAUGGCACGUAAAGAUGCUCUUAGUUUCUUUGAAUCAAUAUCAAAAGGAAGCGAUAGUUUUUCUAAAGCACCUCGGGAAAUGAUUAAAUUAACAAAUGAAGAUGAUGGAACAGGUCCUGGAUGUGAUGUUAGAGUUGAACAAUUGACUAAAAAUUAUGAACGAUCAACCAAAUUCGAAGAAGCUAGUCAGGAAUUACCAAAACCAGAUAUUCAAGCGGGCAAAAAAGGUGUGCAGGAAAUAUUUAAUAAAUUUCAGAAAGGUUCAUCAUCACGUGGAAUCGAUAAUACUAUGUUUGAUUUUCCUUAUGAAGAACAUAAAUUAUCACCUUUACAAUGUAGUCGAACUAUAUUAGAAGAUGUUACAGCAUCUGGAUCACCAAUACAUGGUACUUUGACUAUUUCUAAAUUAGAAGCACAGUCAGAAAGUGCUGAAGCAAUGUUAAAGGGAUUCAAUCUUAUACCUGAGCCACCACCAGAAAUUGGAUAUGCGCCAAAGCCCGACGAGCAUACUAAAAGACGUCCUGAUGUUUCGAUUAAAGCAAAACAAUUACAAGAAUCAUUCGCGAGUUAUUCUUCGGUUGAUGCACCGAUUGGAGGUGUUAAAAUAUUUCCUUCUUCAGUUCCACCACCAGUCCGAUCAAAGACGCCAGAAACAAUACCAGAGUGUUCUUUUUCUAUUCCACCACCUUUUGAGCUUGAUAAAAAUAUUAUCGAGGACACGUGUAAUACAAAAAAAUUUCAAGAAAAAAAAAAUUACGAUGGGUAUUCCUCAUCUACAUCAGCAGAGGCAUUAACAAUGGAAAAAUCUUGGGCACAUAAAAGUGCUGAUUCAAGUAAAAAAUCUUGGCCGCCACAACAAAAAACAUCUUUUACUGAUAAACAAGAAUGGAGUCUUCCAGAGCAAAGCUAUAAAGUUUCUUCGUCCGAAUCAAAACAUGAAAUUGAAUUGAAACCAGAAUAUCGUUGCACCCAGACUACUAUCGAAUCUUCAAGUUCCUUGGAAAAGAAAUCAUUUGGAUCAAAAGAGAUUCACGUUACAGAAAAUAAAAUCAUACCACCAGCUUCACCUCCUAAACCUGAACCGAUCAUCUAUAAUGCGGAAACUAUUAAAGUAGGUCAUACUGUAAAUACUGUCGAAGAAAAAUUAGUCACGGAAAAAUAUAUAGCAGAAUGUGGUGUUCAACAAACGGAAACUACAGAAAAAAAGUAUGAAUCGACGAAGAAACAAAAUGCUAGACCAUGGCCUGACGGGAGCGAUUUAAAAGCACCCGCAUUAGUUAAGAAAGUAAUAGACUAUUCAAAACCUUCUAUUAAACUUUAUCAUGAAGCUUCUUCAAUUGACUUACAACCUGGAACUCCUCCAGAGUUAGCAUACACUCCAGGGCCAUAUAUGCAUGAAAAGAAGAUCGAAAAAAGAGAAAAUUUUUUGGAAAAAUCAUUAGAUCGCAAAGCUGCUUUUAUUCCAACAGGUGGAGUACGAACAAUACCUUCUAUUAUACAUGAACGUAUUUCCAGAGAUAAAAUUUAUACGCCAACAGAACAAUCACAACCAACCGAUGUGUCAAAUAAAUACUUAAGAAGUUCGUUUUAUAGCGAAAGUGAUUAUGAAUCUGAAGUUGAUAAUACAUUAAAAUCUUAUGUAAGUGACAAUGAACAAUGUACAAAUGGUUAUAGGAGAGUUAAAGCGCCGGUUUAUGUCCAACCUUGUAGACCAAAAUCAACAGAACUACAACCAAUACCUCCAUCAAAUUUUGAUAUUCCAUCGGUUAUUACCCCUACAGUUAGUGAUUCUUCAAUUAAAAAAUUAUCUUCAAAUUAUCAAAAAGAUUUUCGAUAUCAAGAAACAAGUAGCCAAUCCCAACAAUAUGAUAUAUUACCAAAACCUGGCUCGCCACCGAUAUAUGUUCAGCCAACAAAACCUACUCCAAAGAUUUUCAAACAUGAAUCACCAAUAAUGAAAACUAAAGUACUACAGCAAGAAAGUGGAUAUAUGGCCGAUACAGAUGAACCAUUACAUUUGCAACAACAUAAAUCGUUUUCUGAAUCAAAAGCAAGUUUUAUGGAAACUAAAAGUUACAGUAAUGCUCAACAAAAAAAAGAGGAUACAUUAUCCUUAUAUUCACAAACUCACUCUUACUCCACUAUACCAAAACAUAAUAUUCAACGAACUUCUUUCGUCGAGAAAAUAAUCGAGAAGUCACCACAACAACAAUUUAGAACUACUCCUUUAAAGGAUAAAUCCCAGGUGUCGCAAUGUUCAUCGAGAUUUUCUAAGGGUGAGUUUCGUGAAAGUGAUUACGAAAGUGAUUAUGAUAGUAGUAAGAUAUCAUCUCUUUGGAAGUCUCAAAAUUCUGCUCAAACAGUAUCAGAUACUAAAACAUCAUCAUCUUCAAAAUCAAUGAAAUCAUCCAUUUCUAGUUCAGGAAAAUCAUCGGCACCUCCAUUGUCAUUUACCAAAACAAUGAAGGAAACUGUCACUAAGAAAGAAAGUCUAAGGGAUGAAAGACCCAGACCUAAAUCUGCGUCAUUCCCUGAUACUCCACCAGAAAUUAUUUAUGAGCCACAGAAGCAAUCGUAUUAUGAGGGUCGCAGUGGCGUACCUUAUCACAAUGCCGUAGGAACGGAAAUGAAAAAGACUGUUUGCAUGGAUGAAUCAACAGAGAACACGAGAAGAAUAGUCACAGUUGAACAAACAAGCAGAGUUAUUAAAUUCGGUGAGAAUCAAGUACAACACGAAAUAAAUCGAUGCACUGGACCAACUGGCGGUGAUCAACAGAAAAAAAGUUCCUACAAUGUUCCGACGCCUACGAAAUUUAUUCAAGGUCAUUUUCGUGAAUCCGAUUAUGAAAGUGAUGUAGAAACCAGAAAAAUUCGCGCUAAAUGGGCACCUAGUGAAAGUGAAACGGAAGAACCGCAAUAUCGUAAAGUACAACCACCAAAAACUCGAACUUGUAAAUCGCCUAUAGUUACCUGGCCAAGCGAUUCCGAGAUUGAGAAAUCUGAGAGCGAGAGGCGAUCCACACAUAUACAGACCAUUAACCGGCAACAACAAAUGUCUGAAGAAAACUACAAUCUGAAACCUGGUUCACCACCGGAAUUUGGAUAUGCACCUGCAUAUGAAUUCAAGAAGAGUGCGAAUCACAUAGCCACGAAACAUAUAAGCAACAUGACGAGCAGCUUUAAAUCGAAAACAGAGCAAUUUGCAAGUGAGAUACAAUCUGAUUUAAAGAAACACAGUAAGCCGAUUCUGAAACAGUCGAUGUCAACAGACGUCGGCAGCGUAACCGAUGGCGGAGACGAACCGAGAACAUAUAGGGAAGAAUCCAGGGUUGCUCAAUACGGUUCAAAACACAUCGAUCCAGACACGGGUCUAAUCUACUUCAAAUACGAUUUUGGCUACGAGUUUGGCGUUGUACUACCAGGUGAAAGCAAACAUAUGACUACGAAUCACAGUCAGAGUUACAAAAACAAUCGAAAACCUAGUGAUAUUGAAGUACCAAUCAUUCAUGAAUUCACAUAUUGCAAAGAGAAUGGUUUCGGUAAAGACAAGAACUAUCAGCGAAAGUCAGUUAACAAAUUCGGCAAGAGCGUUAAGUGGGAGCCGACCUCGGAGAGCGAAUAUUCGGAAGUUGAGGAUUUUAAAGGGCUGGGACACAAGGUACCGAUAUCAUCAAGCUUUUUGAUACCAACAUCGUCACCGUCACCUAAGUGGGAUCCGAUAUCUCCAAGUCCAGUUUCUCUCAGUCCCAGUUUACCAAGUCUCAGUCCACAUUUCGGAGGUGGACCAUCAAGUAACGUCGAAUCAACGUCAGGUUCGCCGUGGUCUACAACCAAUGGUGAACGAAUAAUUCCAGUUACUACUGAAGUUGUCAAACCUUACAUCGAAAUUUUACCUAAAAAAGCGCCAUUGUUUAUAACGCCAUUGAGAGAUAUAGCAGUAAUAAAUCGUCAAACAGCCCGAUUUGAGUGUAUUGUCCAAGCAGAACCACAACCAAAUAUUAUAUGGUCUAAAGAUGGCAGAAUUGUUGAAAAUUCUUUUAACGCUGAAGUUCAUUAUCGAAAUGGUGUUUGUAGGCUCACUUUACCUCAAACUACUCCAGAGGAUGCUGGCACGUACGCUUGCACAGCAACAAACGGCCUGGGUUCGUCUGUGACAUCAGCGACCUUGCAAGUGUCAGGUAAUAGACGAUCGAUAUAUGGAAUUUAAUUAAUGCACGCCAAACGUAUCGGGUGAGGUGCAAUCUUGCAAUUAAAAAUACGAAACCAUGACGCGGUAGUGGUGGUGGUACUGCAUGAAGAUUAAAAGAGAGCGAACAAGAGAAAGAUAAUUUUACAAAAACUAAUGAAUUUCGAACAUUGCGUUUGGGAUAUUUACUUUUUCUUUUAUUUAUUUUUUUUAUAAUUAUCGGUAUGAAAUGUUGUUGAUUUAUUAUUUCAUUUGAGCUUAACAGGAAAGUGAAUAAG
Molecule: messenger RNA, 7369 nt
Organism: Ceratosolen solmsi marchali
Lineage: Eukaryota; Metazoa; Arthropoda; Insecta; Hymenoptera; Agaonidae
Product: muscle M-line assembly protein unc-89
Exons: 18
Coding region: 21-7112 (2363 amino acids)
Biological process (GO): dendrite self-avoidance; homophilic cell-cell adhesion; axon guidance
Cellular component (GO): axon; plasma membrane
Molecular function (GO): cell-cell adhesion mediator activity
Source: RefSeq, a predicted model, not a curated record